CACCCCGCCCCCCUAAUGCACAUUCCCCGGCCGCCGGCGCCACCUCGGCGCUCAUUGCUGCAAUCUGGAAACUCCAGGGCCACCGAGGGGGGACCCCCGGCUCGGGACGGCACCCCCCGAAUCCGGAAAUGCCGAGUCCUCGUUCCGGAGGGGAAGGCCAAGGUUUCCGGGAACGCGGCCCCUCCCCUCCUCCUCCUCCUCCUCCUCCUCCUCCUCGCCGGCCCCUAUAAAUGGGACCCACGCGCCCGGGCGCGCCCACAACAGUUCUUUGCACCCAGACCAGGUCCAGGUCGGGUCGCCAUGGGUCUCCGCGUCGCCCGCAACCUCCUGCCCGCGCUCCUAGCUUUGCUCGGCACCCUUCUGCCAGCGCCUGAGGCGGCCCAGGUCUCUGUGUACCCUCCAGAUGCCACCAUCCCCGUGGGUGGCUCUCUGCUGGUGAACUGUAGCUCUGAUUGCAACUCCCUGGGGCUGGAGACCAUCUUGUCCAAAGAGAGUAGAGGAUUCGGAGGGGCAGAGGAUACCUUCUGGAAAGCCUUUCUGCUGAACGACAUACAGGAAGAUGACACCCCCAAGUGCUUCUCCAAUUGUGGCGGGGUGCAGUCCAUGGCCUCCAUGACUGUCACUGUGUAUGCCUUCCCAGACCGCGUAGACCUGGCCCCUCUGCCCCCCUGGGUCCCCGCGGGUGACAACUUCACCCUGAGCUGCCAUGUGGCCGGAGGGGCACCCCGGAAGAGCCUGAGCGUGGUGUUCCUCCGCGACAAAGAGGAACUUGGCCGGCUUUCUGCCGAGGGGGAGGACCCCAUCAAGAUGACAGUCACCGCGAGGAGGGAGGACCACGGGGCCAACUUCUCCUGUCGCUCCGAGCUGGACCUGCGACCCCAAGGGCUGGAGCUGUUUCAGAACAGCUCAGCCUCCCAGCACCUCCAGAUCUUCGUUAUGCCGACAACACAGCCGAGCCUGGUGAGCCCCAAAGCGGUAGAAGUGGGGACCACGUGGAACCUGGACUGCUCCCUCGACGGCUUGUUCCCAGCCUCAGAGGCCAAGGUCCAUCUGGAGGUCGGGGGACAGCAACUGAACCCCAAGAUCACACCCAGGACGGAUGCCGUCUGGGCCCAAGUGGCAACAAAGUGGGAGCAGGAGGGGGAGCUGGAGCUGAAGUGUGAGGUGACUCUGGCAGGCCAGAGACGUGAGGCGGUGGAGAACGUGACUUUCUACAGCUUCCCAGCUCCCAGUCUGACCCUGAGUGCCUCGGAGGUGCCAGAGGGGACCGAGGUGAAGGUGGAGUGCGAGGCCUUCGCUGGAGCCUUGGCGACCCUGAGAGGAGCCCCAGCCAGACCCCCGGCCCCAAAGAGCCACUUCACAUUCAGUGCGAGCGCCCAGGACCACAGACGGCUCUUCCUGUGUUCCGCGACCCUGGAAGUGGCAGGACAGAAGUUCCACAAGAACCAGAGCCGGGAGCUCCACGUCCUGUAUGGCCCGCGACUCAGCGACAAGGACUGCCCCGGAAACUGGACAUGGGAGGCCGGCUCGCAUCAGACCCUGCGGUGCCAGCCCUGGGGGAACCCCACCCCCAAGCUGGACUGUCGCCGGAAAGGCGAUGACGCCCCCUUACCCAUUGGGGACCUGAAGCCUGUCAAGGCGGAGAUUCGGGGCACCUAUGUGUGUCACGCCAGCAGUCUCCUGAAAACUGUCACUCGGGAAGUGGUCGUGGAGGUCAUCAGCCCAGAUUAUACUUUGAUCAUCAUUAUCGGGGUGGUCCUUGUGGUGGUCUUGACCGUCGCGGGGUUCCUGGGCUACCACUACAACCGCCAGAGGAAGAUCCGGAAAUACGAAUUGCAGAAAGCCCAGGAAGAGGCCGCCUUGAAGUUGAAUCCACUGACUGCGCCCCCUGAAUGACCACGCCCCCUGAAUGACCACGCCCCGAGCCUGGCCAAUGGCUGGACCUCACUGGCCUUACCCUCUGUUUCUGGCCAAUGACAGGAGUUCCAUGGCCGCACCCCCAACUCCUGGCCAAAUGAUAGGCGCUCCUUGCCACGCCCCCUGCUCCUGGCCAAUGCUCCAGUGAUUUACAUGGAGAGGGAGAAUUUUUUUUUUUUUUUUUUUUUGUAAGGCCUCCGUUGGAGACACUGCAUUUGGGGGUCAUGGCCACCUGCAAGUCUGGAGUUCCACGCCCUUGACCUGAAACUCCUGGACCCAGCCAACUGGAGGGGACGACAAUCUGGGAUGACCCAGCUAGAGUCGGAGCAAGGGGAGGACGCACUACCCACACUUCGUCUUGGGGUGACAUCCCAUCCCCUUUCCCCAAGGGAUCCCGUCCUGAUGGCGUGCUCCAAGAUCACGCAGCCCCAGGCAAGCUAUGCGACAUGGCACCCCAAGUGCCCAGACUUUUGUAUAUCAUCUCCUCACCCCCGCGUCCCGAACCCCCUCCCUCGAUGGAGGGUCUAUUUAUUCGUUUCUUUGAGGAAAGUUAUUUAUUGAGGGUUUUUUUUUUUUUUUUCCUAUGGGGACAAGAGGGAAGACUACUAGGGUGCGGUUGUUGAGGCUGUACACUGCGCAAAGCCAACCAGAAAGUUCAUCUAGGAGUUGGGAUUGGAAUUCCCCAUCUCUGCUGGCGGGCAAUGGGGAUGUGGCUUUUCAACUGGCUAAGUGCCCAGGGCAAGACUGCUGAUCCUUAGUCACCCCCAUUCUUCCCAACCCCACCCCUAAACCCAGAUCAUGGCCUCUGCUGUCAAAGCCUUAAUACACAGUACCUCCAGUAAAUUUGGUGGUGUGCCCCUGAGCUAGCCCACUGGGUAAGGCUCACUCUCAGGUUGGAACCCCCCCAGUACUGCAUGGGAGGCCCCGUGCCACCAGAGGAAGGUCUUGGUGAGCUCCCCCCCCCCCCCCCCGCCAUGGCAGCUAAACCACCGAGUCUCCUGAGACCAGGCCCCCUGCUGGUUUGUCUCUGGCUUCCAUCUCUGUGACUCAGCACCAAGAGAACAUUCAGGCAAUGCCAACCCCCCCCCCACACACACACACAGAGAGACAAGGUACAAAAGAGGGGCGGUGGAGGAGAUAGCUCAGUGCAUUGAAAUGCAACGCUUGCAUGCCGGAGGGCCCCCAGUUUGAGUUGAACAGUGCUCUGGUCUCUGUCUCUUGUGAGUAAAUAAAUCUUUCAAACAACA
Erinaceus europaeus (western European hedgehog) is the source of this 3164-nucleotide messenger RNA. RefSeq names its product intercellular adhesion molecule 1 (gene ICAM1). Bases 16 to 1896 code for a protein of 626 amino acids. The record is from RefSeq and is a predicted model, not a curated record. Gene Ontology annotation, biological process: cell-cell adhesion. NCBI's taxonomy places the organism in Eukaryota, Metazoa, Chordata, Mammalia, Eulipotyphla, Erinaceidae. Gene Ontology annotation, molecular function: integrin binding. The transcript has 7 exons. Gene Ontology annotation, cellular component: membrane.